AUGGGCGACAAGAAUAGCCUAUGGAAUCCGGCUUUUAUGGCGUCCGAGCAGGGCAAGUCGGACCAGGGUCAGGGUCAGAAUCAGGGUCAGAAUCAGGGUCGGGGUCAGGGUCAGGGUCAGAAUCAGGAGCAAGGAUCCAGCCAGGGAAACAAUCGCUCUGGUAGUAUUGGGAUGUAUGGGGGCUCUCUCACUCCACAGCAGCAGCAGCAGCAGCAACAGCAGCAACAGCAUCAGCAGCAACAGCAACAGGCCCAUCAGUCACCACGCCAGUCAAUAUUUAGGAACCCGUGGCAGGAUAUGAGUGGGAUGUCUGAGUCUCAGGUGUCCCAAGCAAGGAAGCAAUCCAGUUUCCCGCUUCCAACUACGUACGAGGAAGAAAAUUCAGUUGAUGAGUCCUCGCAGCAGUUUAGAAGGAGGAAUUCUUCUUUGGUAAUACCACCGGCUCGUGCAGCCGGUCCGGAUCCCUUUUUAUAUGAAAAGCAGCCCGCGAUUAGCUACAACGAAUAUCAGAGAAGACAAUCGGUUGCGGUUACCGGCGGGGUGGUAACCAGUCAAUCUUCUCCGCAACAGGUGACCAAACCAUCCCAGUUCAGAAAACCAGGUGCUUCUUCGGCUGGUGUGGCUGUUGGGGUUUCUGGAUCUUCUGUAUAUCCAGCUACAGCUGGUGCAUUUUUAAUGACACAUGGAUCUGGCGGUGGUACUGGGUCGCUUCCAUCGUCUAGGCCACCAUCGCCGAUUAUCAUUGUUCCAAAAUUCAGCAGAGUUCAGUCGAGACAAGAUUUAAAUCCAAUUAUAAACUCGAUUCCAAAAUACAGACGUGCUUCGUUAAGCAGUAAAACCAUUUCACCGUUAAUGGCGCUAACAAAAUCGUUGACCACGACUUAUUCACUAUGUAACAGUGAUUUUGCAUACCAGACUUCCAAGAAUCCGAAAAGAGUGCUCACAAAGCCAAAUGAGGGCAAAUACAAUAAUGGACACGAUAACGUUAACAGUGAUUACAUUCUUUACGUGAAUGAUGUUCUUGGAGUAGAGCACAAUAGAAAAUACUUAGUGUUGGACCUAUUGGGUCAAGGUACCUUUGGCCAAGUGGUGAAGUGUCAGAAUCUAAUUACAAAAGAAAUUCUUGCUGUUAAAGUAGUGAAGUCGAAGUCAGAAUAUUUGAACCAAUCUGUAACAGAGGCCAAAGUCUUGGAAUUGUUGAACAGGCAGAUUGACCCGCAUAAUGAGCAUCAUUUCUUAAGACUGCAUGAUACAUUUGUCCACAAGAACCAUUUAUGUCUCGUUUUUGAGUUAUUGAGCAAUAACUUAUAUGAAUUGUUAAAGCUAAAUGAAUUCCAUGGUCUAAGCAUGACUUUAAUAAAAACCUUUGCAAAACAAUUAUUAGAUUCGUUAUGCGUUUUGAAAGAUAACAAGUUGAUCCAUUGCGAUUUGAAGCCGGAAAACAUUUUGUUAGUUAGCAACGACCGUCCAGACUUGAAAGUCAUUGACUUUGGAUCAGCAUGUGAGGAGACUCGGACCAUAUACACGUACAUCCAGUCGAGGUUUUAUAGGGCACCUGAGGUUCUCAUGGGGAUACCAUACUCUACAGGAAUAGACAUGUGGUCAUUUGGAUGUAUUAUAGCUGAACUUUUUCUUGGUAUCCCCAUAUUUCCUGGUAAUUCAGAAUUUGACCAGGUUACUAGAAUUGUAGAAUCGCUUGGGAUGCCUCCGGCGUGGAUGUGCGACAUGGGGAAGAACUCAAAGAAGUAUUUCCAUAAGAUGAACACAACCGUGCUGAAAAAGUUUAGGAUGAAAACGAUAGACGAGUACAAUUUAGAAUUUGCUGCUAAUGAGGAGCCGGGGAAACGGUAUGUGAAGCACAUAUUAUUUGACGAUAUAAUUCGGAAUGCCAGGAUUUCGAAAAGAAUCAGCGGGAACCCAGCGAUGGUGGAACGUGAGAUGAAGAACAGAGAGUGUUUGCUUCAUUUCUUGAAGGGAGUUUUGAACCUCAAUCCGCUCGAGCGCUGGACCCCACAACAGGCCAUUCUACAUCCGUUCAUAACUGAGGAGCCAUUCACUGGUGAAUGGUACCCACCGGGUGUUGUUCCCAAAAAAUCUCAAGGCGCACGCCAUCCGUCGCUGCAAUUUGAUUCUGUGCCACUAGACAAGCUACAACUAGGCGAUUGA
Kluyveromyces marxianus DMKU3-1042 is the source of this 2166-nucleotide messenger RNA. RefSeq names its product serine/threonine protein kinase YAK1 (gene YAK1). Gene Ontology annotation, cellular component: nucleus; cytoplasm. Gene Ontology annotation, biological process: peptidyl-threonine phosphorylation; peptidyl-serine phosphorylation. The record is from RefSeq and is a predicted model, not a curated record. The coding region runs from base 1 to 2166 and encodes 721 amino acids. The transcript has a single exon. Gene Ontology annotation, molecular function: ATP binding; protein tyrosine kinase activity; protein serine/threonine kinase activity. NCBI's taxonomy places the organism in Eukaryota, Fungi, Ascomycota, Saccharomycetes, Saccharomycetales, Saccharomycetaceae.